Messenger RNA from Bactrocera tryoni, 1490 nucleotides. RefSeq lists its product as uncharacterized. Bases 293 to 1015 code for a protein of 240 amino acids. The transcript is spliced from 5 exons. Lineage: Eukaryota; Metazoa; Arthropoda; Insecta; Diptera; Tephritidae. The record is from RefSeq and is a predicted model, not a curated record.
CAGUUAGCGCAUCGCUGCCGGUCGGGAAUGGCGUAAAAUAUUUUUGUUGUAAAAAGUACAAAAUGUCAAAAUAGUUCUCCGCUCUUUUUUUUUAUUUUUGAAUUGAGUUGUACGAAAUUUGCAAUUUCACCAACAGUUGGUGUUCUACACACGUUCGCCGAGGCAACGCGCAUCUAUUUGUUAUGGGACGAAGUAAACAAACGGCUGGAGAAAGAAAGUGAAAUAGCCGCGACAUUUUAUGCAGAAAAGUUAAAUUAAAAGAAAUUUUAUUAAAAAGACGCUGAAAGUAAAAAUGUCAUCUUGGCGAGCUGCUACAUUGUUCUUCUUCUUGAGCGCGCUGUUGAGUUUUGAAUUCGUCUCACCUUGGAUGAAUUUCAACAGUUAUGUGUCGAAGAAGCGCACCGAUUUAAAAAAACGUUGUCCGAAUGUUCGUGCCAUACGCAAUUUUGAUCUGGAAUCAAUGAUGGGGUUCUGGUAUGUUGUCCAGUAUUAUGCAUCGACGGAAGAGUUGCCAGAAUAUGCCUGCAUGCAAAGCGAUUUUACAUUCUCCGCCGAGGAUCAACAUAUAACCCUGAAUUUUAGUUAUAUUUUCGCCGAGGAUCCAUUGCGUGAGAAAUUACAGGGCAACAUUACCUGGUACAUACCCGAUUUCGAAACACCGGCGCACUGGAUGCACACCGAGGAUAUUUAUGAGGGCAUCUACAACACUUACGUCAUCGAUACAGACUACAAAUCGUGGAGCCUAGUAAUGCAUUGUGCGGAAAAGAAAAAAUCACCGCGUUACUUAUCAGCUUUGUUGUUGUCGCGAGAACCGCAACUGGGCGAUAAUGUCAUAAACUUCUUGAGGGAAAAGCUACCACGUUACGAUAUUGACCUGUCGUUUAUGUUUCCGAUUAAUCAGACGUGCCAUAAUUUAAUGGAAUCGGUUAAUGACGAUCCUCUUGCUUAUAUACUAAACGAAGAGAAGGAAGAAGAGGAGUCGACGAAUAAAGUCAAACUUAUUUUAAAAACAUGAACCAAACUCAAAACAAAAAAUGUGUAUAAUACUAAAGAUGUGUGUACGUAGACAUAUAAGUAUUCAAUAAAUUUUAUAAUUAAUUUAGUUUAUAUUUUUUAUAAAUAUGUCAAUAUAACCAAAAUAUACAUAUGUAUGUAUUUACAUAUAAGUAUAAUAUGUUUCAUAAAUAUGAAGAUACUGCUGAUAUGGUAUGUGUUUGAUAUUUGAGAUAUCCAAGAAAUACUACUUCGAUGAAGCUACACCAUCUCAUUUCUACACUAUCCAUGUUAAUGUUCCAACGUUCGUCAUCCCUGCCCGAUGUGUACUCGACUGCUUGUUAGAAAUGUCAAAACAUUUAUUAGCCCGUAUGAUUUUAAAAUAAUUAGGGGGGGAAAAAUUAAAAAAAGUAAUAAAAUAUAUAAUAUACACAUUUCGGUUUGCUAUGUAUGUAUGUAUGUAUAUAAACAAAUGGCAAUUCAUAUGUUAAACACAA